CUGUAGCUGUUCACCCGAGCUAUUUUCACCAAGGACGAAAUCUGCGAGUUCCUGUGCAGCUUCCUUCAAACUUACAAAGCUACUGGAUUCACUUAUCAAGAGACAUCUCAUCGUCUCAGGUCUGGAUCCAGCUUGUGUCUUUGAUCGGUCAUUAUGAUGCGCUACUGGGGUGAGAUCCCCGGACCUGCGGGGGCUCCUCCCAGUCGCAGCUCUUUUGACUUGCUCCAGCGCGAGUUUCGCUCCGUGGAGAUGCAGGACCCUCCCCUGCACCAACCGUCGGCCCAGCGUCCGCGGCCCACCACGAUGUUGGACAUCCCAUCCGAGCCGUGCAGCCUCACUAUCCACACUGUGCAGCUCUGCCAGCACGCUCGGCGCCUCCGUGGCCUUUUGGCAGCAGCCCAGGCUCAGGCUCAGGGUCAGAGCUCAGCGUCCUCUGAGGGUGGCAGCAGACUGGAGGAGGCUGACACCAACCUGCCUCUACGUCCUCCCACCCCACCUGUCAUGCCAGAUGACCUGCUGCCCGUGGACAGCAAAGCCCCCCGACAGCCGUUUCAACUCCGCCACAGUGACCCUGAAAGUGACUUCUAUAAGGGUAAAGGCGAACCUGUCACAGAGCUGAGCUGGCCCUCCUGCAGGCAGCUUCUGUAUCAGUCAGUAGCCACCGUCCUGGCCCACGCCGGCUUCGAGUCUGCUCAGGAGAGUGUGCUAGAGACCCUGACCGACCAGGUCCAUGAGCAUUACCUGCGUCUCACCCGCCUGCUGCGAGUGGCGGUGGACCGGGAGGCCCGGCUGGGAGCCAGUCCCUUCCCAGACGUGGUGGAGCAAGUGUUCCAUGAGGUGGGGGUCGGCAGCGUGCUGGCCCUGCAGCGAUUCUGGCAAGUGAGGAUCAAGGACUAUCACAGCUACAUGCUGCAGGUCAGCAAGGAUCUGUCAGAGGAAUAUGAGCGGCUGGUGAAUCCAGAGAAAGCGCUGGAGGACUCCAAGCCCCCGAGGAUCAAGGAGGAGCCCAUGAGUGACAUCUCCUUCCCUGUUAGUGAGGAGCCAGAAGCAGACCUGGCCUCUGGGGACCAGGCUUUGCCCAUGGGGGUUCUGGGUGCCCACGCUGAGAGGCUGGCUUCAGGCCUGGAUGCUGAGCAUUCUCCCCAUACCUCAGGUGGAGGCGGGGCAAACAACUCCCCUCUGUGGCCCCAGGUAAAAAUGGAGCCGCAGGAUGGCGAGGAGGGCCAGGGUUCUGGCCACCACCAUCACCACCACCAUCAUCACCACGGGGUCCUGGGCGGGGAUGUGUUCGAGGAAGGGGGGCCCAUGUCCACCAUGAGCGAGUCAGGCGGAGCAAUGGCGCCCUCGCCAGGAGGCGCGGGCUCCGACGCCAGCUACGCCUCGCAUUCGCCCGACUCCCUGAUGGGGACCUCGCCCGUCUUCAACCAGAGACCCAAGAAACGAAUGAAGAAGAUGUGAAUUUGUGGCAUGUGGGUGCGGGAAGCUCGGAGAGACGGACUCUGAACACACCGCAGACACUUCCAACAAGUCUUCAACACCAGUCCAUUCAUACGAUACAGGGCUCUGACUUAGAAGGGCAACAUACUACCUGUACGGUAUGAACUGACAUGAAACAUCGUCAUGAAAGAACUGAAAGAAUGGGGGGGAUUGGGUUUGUAGUUUUUCCAUUUUUACUUCUUUAAGUAAGGAUUUAGUUGCUACUAAAUAUAUAUUGGAGUUUAUUGUCAAAAGAAUAAACAUGUUUUGAAUUAACGGCUA
Molecule: messenger RNA, 1758 nt
Organism: Mugil cephalus (flathead mullet)
Lineage: Eukaryota; Metazoa; Chordata; Actinopteri; Mugiliformes; Mugilidae
Gene: supt7l
Product: SPT7 like, STAGA complex subunit gamma
Exons: 5
Coding region: 154-1458 (434 amino acids)
Cellular component (GO): SAGA complex
Molecular function (GO): protein heterodimerization activity; transcription coactivator activity
Source: RefSeq, a predicted model, not a curated record